Messenger RNA from Salvelinus fontinalis (brook trout), 7540 nucleotides. Its product is annotated as echinoderm microtubule-associated protein-like 5. Gene Ontology annotation, molecular function: microtubule binding. Lineage: Eukaryota; Metazoa; Chordata; Actinopteri; Salmoniformes; Salmonidae. Bases 317 to 6241 code for a protein of 1974 amino acids. The record is from RefSeq and is a predicted model, not a curated record. The transcript is spliced from 44 exons.
CUUAUAGGAUUUGACUAGAGCUUCGACCUGUCUCGAGCGGGGCAACUAGCCAAAGGCUGAAGUAGAGGUAGAUAUUUGCUUUUUACUAUGAAAAGAACUGCAUAGUUAACUAUUUUGAAUUAAAGGUAAGCAUAUUAUCUCAAAGUAAAACUAGAUUUAGUGAGACUAUUAUGCACAUGGAACACAAAUGCCCGCUAUAACCGCUUGUACCGGAUACUAUGCAUUUCCAGUGGAACUAAGAGAUAUGGGAUUGAAUGAAAUCCUUCUCGGUGAAUGAAGAAAUAUCAAAUACUCGAGACAGAGAAGAAGUACGGACAUGGCUGACAGGACCGCUCCGAAUUGUCACCUGCGACUAGAGUGGGUUUACGGUUAUCGUGGACAUCAGUGCCGCAACAACCUGUACUACACAGCUGCCAAGGAAAUAGUGUACUUUGUCGCCGGUGUGGGAGUAGUGUACAACACACGGGAACACAAGCAAAAAUUUUACUUGGGCCACAACGAUGAUAUAAUCAGUUUAGCUCUGCAUCCGGAGCGUGUGCUGGUAGCCACGGGACAGGUGGGCAAGGAGCCUUACAUCUGUGUGUGGGAUUCCUACACCGUACAGACCGUGUCCAUCCUCAAGGACACGCACACACACGGAAUCGCCUGCCUGGCCUUUGACCUCGAUGGACAGUGUUUGGUCUCAGUGGGUCUGGACUCCAAAAACACAAUCUGUGUGUGGGACUGGAGGAGGGGCAAGGUGCUGGCAGCAGCUCCUGGCCACACUGACAGGAUAUUUGACAUAUCGUGGGACUUGUACCAGCCAAGCAAGCUUGUUAGCUGUGGUGUCAAACAUAUCAAGUUUUGGAGCUUAUGCGGCAACGCCCUGACCCCUAAGCGAGGAGUUUUUGGCAAAACGGGAGAUCUCCAAACCAUCCUCUGUCUGGCCUGUGCCAGAGACGAGGUCACAUAUUCAGGUGCCUUGAACGGGGACAUCUACGUCUGGAAGGGCAUCAACCUGAUCCGGACAGUUCAAGGGGCCCACGGGUCAGGGAUUUUCAGCAUGAAUGCCUGUGAAGAGGGCUUUGCCACCGGGGGCCGGGACGGCUGCGUCCGGCUAUGGGAUCUCAACUUCAAACCAAUUACUGUCAUCGAUCUCAGGGAAACAGACCAGGGAUAUAAAGGGUUGUCAGUGCGCAGCGUGUGUUGGCGGGGGGAUCAUAUCUUGGUGGGCACCCAGGACAGUGAGAUAUUUGAGGUGGUGGUCCACGAUCGCACCAAGCCCUUCCUCAUAAUGCAGGGUCACUGUGAAGGAGAGCUGUGGGCGCUGGCUGUGCACCCCACCAAGCCCCUGGCCAUGACCGGCAGUGAUGAUCGCUCUGUCAGAAUAUGGAGCCUUAUAGAUCAUGCGCUGAUAGCUCGCUGUAAUAUGGAGGAGCCUAUUCGCUGUGCAGCUGUGAGCACAGACGGCAUUCACCUGGCACUUGGCAUGAAGGAUGGCUCCUUUACUGUCCUACGGGUCAGAGACAUGACAGAGGUGGUCCACAUCAAGGACAGGAAGGAGGCCAUCCAUGAGCUGAAGUACUCUCCUGAUGGAGCUCACCUGGCCGUGGGCUCCAAUGAUAACUCUGUGGACAUCUACAGCGUGGUGCAGAGGUAUAAGAAGGUGGGAGAGUGCAUUGGCUCCACUAGCUUCAUCACACACAUGGACUGGUCCACAGACAGCAAGUAUCUGCAGACCAAUGACGGCAACAGAAAGAGGCUCUUCUACAGGAUGCCAAGCGGUAAAGAGGUCACCAACAGGGAAGAGUUGAAGCUGGUGCAGUGGUCCUCAUGGACGUGUGUGUUGGGCCCCGAGGUCAACGGAAUAUGGCCCAAAUACUCAGAGAUCAAUGACAUCAACUCUGUUGAUGCCAACUUUAAUAAUCAAGUUUUAGUAACAGCAGAUGAUUAUGGAUUAGUGAAGCUUUUACGGUACCCGUGUGUAAGAAAAGGGGCAAAGUUUAAAAAGUAUUUAGGUCACUCUGCCCAUAUAACCAAUGCCAGGUGGUCACAUGACUACCAGUGGGUGAUAACUAUUGGUGGAGCUGACCACUCAGUGUUCCAGUGGAAGUUUGUUUCAGACAGAAAGUCGAAAGAAGCUCUUCACAUAGCACCUCAAGAGACGUUGGGCGACUCCAACAGUGAGGAGUCGGACUCGGACCAGUCAGACGUGCCUGAGAUGGACUCAGAGAUCGAGCAGGAGACACAACUCACAUAUCGGCGGCAGGUUUACAAAGAAGAUCUACCUCAGCUCAAAGAGCAGUCCAAGGAGAAGCACCGUGCGAUGGCCAUGAAGAAAAGAGAGAGAACACCAGGGAGCGGGGUGAAGUUACACUUCAUCCACGGCUACAGAGGCUUCGACUGCAGGAGCAACCUGUUCUACACCCAGACAGGGGAGAUAGUGUACCACGUGGCGGCCGUGGGGGUGGUGUACAAUCGACAACAGAACACCCAGCGCUUCUACAUGGGCCAUGACGAUGACAUCCUGUGCCUGGCCAUACACCCCCUCAAGGACUUUGUAGCAACGGGCCAGGUGGGGCGAGACUCUUCCAUCCAUAUAUGGGACACAGAGAUGCUGAAAGCCAUGUCUGUGUUGAAAGGAUUCCACCAGCUGGGAGUGUGUGCCCUAGACUUCUCAGCGGAUGGCAAGCGGCUGGCCUCGGUCGGGCUGGAUGACAACCACACCAUUGUCCUUUGGGACUGGAGGAAGGGAGAGAAGCUCUCAGCCAUCAGGGGAAGCAAGGAUAAGAUCUUUGUCAUAAAAAUGAAUCCAUACUGUUCAGACAAGCUCAUCACAGCAGGGGUAAAGCAUAUGAAGUUCUGGCAUAAAGCAGGUGGUGGUCUGAUUGGGCGUAAGGGCAAUAUGGGGAAGACCGAGACAAUGAUGUGUGCUGUGUAUGGCUGGACAGAGGAGAUGGUGUUCUCGGGGACGUGCACAGGAGACAUCUGUAUCUGGAGAGACAUGUUCCUGGUAAAGACAGUCAAAGCCCAUGAUGGCCCAGUCUUCAGUAUGCACGCCCUGGAGAAGGGAUUUGUGACAGGAGGGAAGGACGGCAUAGUAGCUCUGUGGGAUGACACCUUUGAGAGAUGCCUCAAGACGUACGCCAUCAAGAGAGCAGUCCUCGCUCCAGGCUCCAAAGGGUUACUGUUGGAGGACAACCCUUCCAUACGUGCCAUAUCACUUGGUCAUGGUUAUAUACUAGUGGGGACAAAGAACGGAGAGAUUCUGGAGGUGGAUAAGAGUGGACCCAUCACCUUGCUGGUCCAGGGUCACAUGGAGGGUGAGGUAUGGGGCCUGGCCACUCAUCCCCAUCUCCCUCUCUGUGCCACUGUCAGCGAUGACAAAACCCUGCGCAUAUGGGACCUGUCCCCCAGCCACUGUAUGCUGGCUGUACGCAAGCUCAAGAAAGGGGGGCGCUGCUGCUGCUUCUCCCCUGAGGGCAAGGCCCUGGCGGUGGGCCUGAAUGACGGAAGCUUCCUCAUCGUCAACGCAGACACCCUGGAGGACCUAGUGUCCUUCCACCACCGCAAGGAUAUCAUCUCAGACAUACGCUUCUCACCAGGUGCAGGGAAGUACCUGGCGGUGGCGUCGGUUGACAGCUUUGUGGACAUCUAUAAUGUGAUGAGCAGCAAGAGGGUGGGGGUGUGCAAGGGGUCCCUCAACUAUAUCACCCAUCUGGACUGGGACAAGAGAGGAAAACUACUGCAAGUGAACACUGGUGCUAAAGAACAGUUAUUUUUCGAAGCUCCACGGGGAAAGAAGCAGACCAUUCUUGCUACAGACGUAGAGAAGAUAGACUGGAGCACAUGGACCUGUGUUCUCGGGACGUCCUGUGAGGGGAUCUGGCCUGUGGUCAGUGAGGUUACCGAGGUGACCACUGCCUGCCUUAGCAACAACAGAAACGUGUUAGCAACGGGGGAUGAUCUGGGAUACGUCAAGCUAUUCAGGUAUCCUGUCAAGGGAAAGUAUGCAAAGUUCAAGCGCUAUGUGGCCCAUAGCACCCAUGUGACUAACGUGCGGUGGACGCAUGACGAUGGUCUCCUGGUGACGGUUGGUGGGGGUGACACAUGCCUCAUGAUCUGGACCCACGAGGCCGAGGGGCACAGGGAAGCCAGACAUUGUGACAGUGAAGAGUCGGACAUCGAGAGCGAGGAUGAUGGGGGUUAUGACAGUGAUGUGACGAGGGAGAAUGAGAUGAACUACACCAUCAAGGCCUUAUCCACCAACGUGCGACCCAUGACUGGGGUCAAACCCCACUUGCAGCUGAAGGAGCCAUCUGUGGACGAGAGGCAGGGGGUAAUCAGAGGGUCAAGACCUCCUGUUAGCAGGGCACUGCCACAGCCUGAGAAGCUGCAGACCAACAAUGUGGGCAAGAAGAAGCGGCCCAUUGAGGACCUGGUGCUGGAUCUGGUUUUUGGUUACCGUGGCAAUGACUGCCGCAACAACGUCCACUACCUGAAUGAGGGGACGGAUAUCAUCUACCACACAGCUUCUGUCGGUAUCGUCCUCAACUUAACCACAGCCUGCCAAAGCUUCUAUACAGAACAUAGUGAUGACAUUCUGUGCCUGACUAUCAAUCAACACCCCAAAUUCCCCAACGUGGUGGCAACUGGCCAAGUAGGUGAUACUGGUGAUAUGUCAGCCACGUCGCCCUCCAUCCACGUGUGGGACGCCAUGAACAAGCAGACGCUGUCUGUGCUGCGCUGUUUCCACUCCCGGGGCGUCUGCUCGGUCAGCUUCAGUGCCACUGGGAAGCUGCUGCUCUCUGUGGGUCUGGACCCAGAACACACCAUCACCAUCUGGAAGUGGCAAGAAGGUGCCAAAGUGGCCAGCCGGUCGGGUCACACUCAACGGAUCUUUGUGGCAGAGUUCCGUCCGGACUCGGACACCCAGUUUGUUUCUGUUGGGAUAAAACAUGUGAGGUUCUGGACGCUCGCGGGCCGGGCUCUGCUGUGCAAGAAGGGUGUGAUGAGUUCCAUAGAGGACGCCCGCAUGCAGACCAUGCUCUCUGUAGCAUUUGGAGCUAAUAACUUGACAUUUACAGGUACCAUUAGUGGGGAUGUGUGUGUGUGGAAGGAGCACAUUCUAGUGAGAGUAGUGGCUAAAGCCCACACAGGCCCUGUAUUCACCAUGUACACCACACUAAGAGAUGGCCUCAUCGUUACGGGAGGCAAGGAAAGACCGUCAAAGGAAGGAGGUGCUCUGAAGCUGUGGGACCAGGAGCUGAAGCGUUGCAGAGCCUUUCGCCUGGAGACAGGACAGAUCAUAGACUGUGUGCGCUCCGUAUGCAGAGGAAAGGGUAAAAUUCUGGUAGGAACCCGGAAUGCUGAGAUCAUUGAGGUGGGGGAAAAGAAUGCAGCGUGCAACAUCCUGGUGAACGGCCACAUGGAUGGUCCGAUCUGGGGCGUUGGCACCCAUCCCACACGGGACGUGUUCCUUUCUGCUGCAGAGGAUGGCACUGUGAGGCUGUGGGACAUCCCAGAGAAGAAGAUGCUAAACAAGGUGAACCUGGGACACCCAGCUCGUACAGUGGCCUACAGCCCCGAGGGGGACAUGGUGGCCAUUGGCAUGAAGAAUGGAGAGUUCAUUAUCCUGCUGGUCACCUCACUCAAGAUCUGGGGCAAGAAGAGGGACCGUCGCUCUCCCAUCCAAGAUAUCAGGUUCAGUCCAGAUUCACGCUAUUUGGCAGUGGGCUCCAGUGAGAGUGCGGUUGACUUCUACGACCUGACUCUUGGACCACAACUCAACCGCAUUAACUGCUGCAGGGACAUCCCCAGCUUUGUCAUGCAGAUGGACUUCUCUGCAGACAGCUGCUAUGUUCAGAUAUCGACUGGUGCUUACAAGCGGCUGGUGUACGAGGUGCCAUCUGGAAAGCAUGUCACUGAGCAGUCAGUCAUAGACAGGAUAACCUGGGCCACAUGGACAAGUGUCCUGGGGGAUGAGGUUGUGGGGAUCUGGUCCCGUAACACUGACAAAGCAGACGUCACCUGUGCCUGUGUUUCCCACUCUGGCCUGAACAUCGUCACAGGCGAUGACUUUGGAAUGGUAAAGCUGUUUGACUUUCCAUGUCCAGAAAAGUUUGCCAAACACAAACGCUUUCUGGGCCACUCAGCCCACUUGACUAAUAUUCGCUUCACAAGUGGGGAUCGCUUCGUCAUUAGUGCUGGUGGGGAUGAUAGAAGCCUGUUUGUCUGGAGGUGCGUCCAUGCCCCUCACUGAGAGGCACACCAGGAGUGACACAUCAUCCAUCCACCACUGUGUCCAGUCCAGGGGUCUGCAUGGGCUUUUCCCAGCAUGCCUAUUCAGAGAGAAGAACCCUCUCCACUCCGCUGUGGGAUAACUACACAGCUAGUGAACAUGACUCACUGCCUCAACACUCGGGGCAUCAGCGUGAGCCUCAUCUACACUACAGUAUAAGCCCUGAUUGUUCUUCCACGAGGUGGAAGACAUCAUACCACUACCGUUGCAAAAUAUCCCUCCAAAACAUCACAUCACAGUUGUAAAGCUUUCUUUCAUAUCACCUGCACAUGAUUUUGAUGGUGGUGGUUAUUUAUUUUUAGUAUGAAUGUUUGUGUCAAUGUUCUAAAUGGCAGUUUUGCCAGUCGGCAGGAGUUAGUGUGACUGAUAAAAAUGCCAUUUUUAAAACUUGCAGCAAACUAAUUUAGCCUUAAUCUCCUUCUGAGUGACUGAUGAGGUUUGGAAUGGUUUGAUGUUUGUUUUAUAUAAUUCCAUUGUUUUUCUUUUGACUAAUACAAGUUCUUGUUUUCUUACUUAUUUUUUACAAAUUAUUUAAACUCCUGUGGCCUUCCUCAUGAAUGUAACAUCCGCAGUUAUGUUCUGGAUGUCAGCAUGCCAAAGCAUACUAUGCACUGUACACCUGACACUGUGACACUGGGUCACUGUGUUACCCUGAUGGUUUGUGUAUGUGACCAUGUUGUCCACUGGUUGAACCUCAAACCCCCAGCAUUGAUUCAAAUGUAGUGAUCUUUUAGCUUGUGCAGUAACCCUCCAUAACAUACAAUGUGUGUGUAUACUUGUUUGAGGUUUUGUGUAUGUGUGUAAUGGGAAUGCAUGGCUUAUCAAAAGACAAUCCCUGAUUCCCUGUCCAACCAAAUUCCUCAAAAAAACUAAGGAAAAAAGCUGAAAAUGUUUCAAUGCACUGUUGCAUUUCUCCUUUUGAUCACUUUUCAGUGUGCUGCUAUGGCGUAACAUUAUUAAGAGCAUACAUAUUGAUAUACGUUUAAAAGGGAGUGGCUAUUUUUACAAGGAUAUAGAUUUAUGUUUCUCGUAACCAGAUAUGAUAUUGCUCAACUGGAAUGUAACUGAGUAAAUAGAAAAUAUGAAACAUGCAAAAUGUUUUCCCUCGUUUUAUGAUAGUUCUGUUAAAUUGAUUAAAUGCGUUAACUGCAUAUUUUGAUUUAUAUUACAUCAAUGUAAAUAUAAUUUGUAAAGAUAUUGUUUUGUAUAUUUUUUGUGAAAUCUUUCUUAAAUCAAAUUUUAAUAAAAAAAAUAAAGACU